Molecule: messenger RNA, 1738 nt
Organism: Drosophila navojoa
Lineage: Eukaryota; Metazoa; Arthropoda; Insecta; Diptera; Drosophilidae
Product: threonylcarbamoyladenosine tRNA methylthiotransferase
Biological process (GO): tRNA methylthiolation
Cellular component (GO): endoplasmic reticulum
Molecular function (GO): 4 iron, 4 sulfur cluster binding; tRNA (N(6)-L-threonylcarbamoyladenosine(37)-C(2))-methylthiotransferase activity
Source: RefSeq, a predicted model, not a curated record
AUGUGCGCCUGUACCGGUAUUAAAAAUAUAAUCAACGAUGGGAUUCGAAGUGGAUUUGCCUGGUAACGAUAUAGAUGAUAUAGAGGAUUUGAUAUCGGCCGAAGAUAUAAAACCCCGUGAACGCUAUGAAAACAAAAAGAGUGUAACCGUGCGUGCCAAGAAACGAGCACAAAUUAAACCCACAUUGUGCGAUGGCGAAGCCGAAGCGACGCCACAGCCAGAGAAAACUAUUUACGAAAGUGUUAUUCCCGGCACCCAAAAGGUGUAUGUGAAGACCUGGGGCUGUGCACACAACAACUCGGAUUCGGAGUAUAUGGCCGGUCAGCUGGCGGCGUAUGGCUAUAAUUUGAGCAGCAAAGACGAAGCAGAUCUAUGGUUGCUGAACAGCUGCACCGUCAAGAAUCCCUCCGAGGACACUUUUCGCAAUGAAAUCGAGUCGGGUGUACGCAAUGGCAAGCAUGUCGUUGUUGCUGGUUGCGUACCACAAGGCGCCCCAAAGUCAGAUUAUUUACGCGGACUAUCCGUAAUUGGCGUUCAGCAAAUCGACCGGGUUGUCGAGGUGGUCGAAGAAACACUUAAGGGACACAGUGUGCGCCUUCUACAGAACAAGAAGGUUCACGGUCUUCGAGUGGCCGGCGCGCCGUUGUCGUUGCCAAAGGUGCGAAAGAACCCGCUAAUCGAAAUCAUAUCCAUCAAUAGUGGAUGCCUCAAUCAGUGUACCUAUUGCAAAACAAAGCACGCACGUGGAGAUUUGGCUAGCUAUCCGCCGGCUGAAAUAGUUGAACGUGCGCGCCAAUCCUUUGACGAGGGCUGUUGUGAAAUCUGGCUAACUUCUGAGGACACUGGUGCCUACGGCCGUGAUAUCGGCAGCUCGUUACCGGAGCUGCUAUGGCAGCUUGUCGAGGUUAUACCUGAGCACUGUAUGCUACGCGUUGGUAUGACGAAUCCGCCCUACAUUCUGGAACACCUCGAGGAGGUGGCAAAGGUGUUACAGCAUCCACGCGUUUACGCCUUUCUUCACGUUCCAGUGCAAAGCGGCAGUGAUUCGGUGCUAGGUGAGAUGAAGCGCGAGUAUUGCCGCAAAGACUUUGAGCAUGUGGUGGAUUUCCUACGGUCUCGAGUGCCAGGUCUAACGAUUGCCACUGACAUUAUAUGUGGCUUUCCCACAGAGACAGAGGAGGACUUUGAGGAGACAAUGUCGUUGUGCAAAAAAUAUCAAUUUCCCAGUCUAUUUAUUAAUCAGUUCUUUCCCCGACCGGGCACGCCAGCAGCCAAAAUGGAGCGCAUACCAGCUAAUCUGGUAAAAAAGCGUACUAAGCGGCUAACCGAUCUGUUCUAUAGCUACCAGCCGUAUGCGGGUCGCGAGGGCCAUGUGUACACAGUGCUGGUAACGGAAAUAUCACAUGAUAAGCUUCACUACGUGGGCCACAACAAGAGCUACGAGCAAGUGCUGCUCCCGAUGCGGGACAACCUGCUGGGCACUCGAGUGCGUGUGCGAAUCAUAGGCACAAGCAAGUUCAGCAUGAUGGCCGAGAUACUGGACGAGGAGAGCGACUGGACACGUUGCGACAGUAGCAAACCAGCGCAAGUUGCGACCAGUAGCAGCCAAAGCAGUCGAGGCCAGCACUAUAUAGGCGUCGCUUUGAUCAUAGGUGCCAUUGCAUAUGCGUUACAAUUGCUUUACCGUUUGUUGGUUCAAUGAAAUAAAAUAACAAGACAAGGAUUCAUGAAUUGAUAA